Messenger RNA from Fusarium redolens, 714 nucleotides. RefSeq lists its product as uncharacterized. The transcript has a single exon. Lineage: Eukaryota; Fungi; Ascomycota; Sordariomycetes; Hypocreales; Nectriaceae. The record is from RefSeq and is a predicted model, not a curated record. The annotation marks the transcript as partial.
AAUUCACCGCCAGUUAACAUUCGAUGAAAUAUUCUCCAAUUAUGUCUCAAUCUGGUUCGGAGCAUCAAGAGGCAGCUCAUGCUGAAGCAACUUGCCCCGGCAUUGCAUAUAAAGAUCUUUCGCCAGAACAACAAGAAAUGAGCGACAUUCUAUAUAAAAUGGAGCGCCAUGACCUAGACCUAUGAGGCAUUGUACACCUCGGCCGUGACGGGAUUUUCCGCUACCUUGAUGCUGAUCGCAAUAUCCACUAUGCAAUUGCUCUGAGGCCUGCGUUAAUAAAAGCUUUAUUAGACCGCGGCCCUUAUGAUAAGGAGGAAGAGAUAGUCUUUCGCGGAGUUGAUGGAACAAAAGUUCCUAAAGAGCAGUGGUAUAAUCCACUCCCGGGUAUCCUUCCCGAACCACUAUCUAAGGAGCAUCGGAAAGAGGGCCGAGAGUUUAUUAAGAAGAAUAAAGAGAAGAUUGACAAGAAUCGUGAGGCUUCUAAGAAUUACAAGGAACGUCUUGUAUCUAUAGAGUCAGAUCAUAAGCUUGAAUAAAUAUACUGGAGUGUCGCCAGUUGAGAGACUAUAUUUAUGCAUAAUCCGCCGAAUUUGUGCGAUAUGCCUGGCUCGGAAAGAAACAAGCCGGAGGAGCGGCACCGGAUGAAAGGUGGCGAAAUACGACUGACCGUCGAGAAGUUGGAUUAAAAAUCAAGGCACAUGUAGAGCGUUUCGG